AUGGCGCCUCGGCUUACAGCCUUAGAACGGGAGCACAUCAUUGCUCUACGGCAGAGUGGUUGCCGUAUAGUAGACAUAAGUCGUCUUACAGGAAUUACGAAAAGAACAAUUUACCUGUGGAUAAGACGUUGGGAGAAGGACGGUAGCUUGCAAGCUCAUCACCGUAAAGUUUACAAGAGAGCUACCACCGCGGAGCAGGACGCUGCCAUAGUCGCGGCUCACGCUUCCGACCCACUCAUGAGCACGCGAGUCUCUUCUACUAGUUACAAUAUAUCAAUGGACACGGUACGGCGACGAUUGAGGGAAGCCAUGAAAAAAAAAGAUGAAGAAGCAGGAAAAUCGGAAGCGAAAAAAGAAAAUGACAGAAAACUGUUUUGUCCAAAUUGUAACACUGAGGUGGAAACUCCGGCUGCUAAGAGGCAAGAGAAUCAAAGAAAAAUAAUGAUAGCUCGAGUGUACCACUAUUUGGCUCAAGAAUUGGAAGAAUUAAAGAAGAUGUCAGGUCCUCAGCAAAUGGAUGCGAUGGGACAGCUUCACAAACGAGCUGCUGCGGCUACUGGCGUCAAAGAAACGGCAGUGGAACAGGCUCUGAAAGAAGAAGCGCAGAAGAAAGAAGCACGUAAGGAAGCUAAAAGAAGAGUGGCUAUUACACCACGGAAAAAACCUCUUCGAAAAACUGACAAGCAACUGAAGAUCGAUCCACCAACUGCAGUCGGCCUACCCACCAAUAUUCCUCCUCCUCAAACUCAAGCCAUGAACAAUACCUACAUGCUAGCAGACAUCGGAAUGAACAAGUUUUCAGCACCAGAAGUGAACUACUCGCGUUAA
Molecule: messenger RNA, 828 nt
Organism: Spodoptera littoralis (African cotton leafworm)
Lineage: Eukaryota; Metazoa; Arthropoda; Insecta; Lepidoptera; Noctuidae
Source: the annotation of a GenBank genome assembly